This is a messenger RNA of Rotaria sordida, 1227 nucleotides long. The record is from the annotation of a GenBank genome assembly. NCBI's taxonomy places the organism in Eukaryota, Metazoa, Rotifera, Eurotatoria, Philodinida, Philodinidae.
AUGAGUUCAAAUACCAAAAAAAUUUGGAUUGUACGUAAUGAAGGAGAACAACCUGGAAAAGUGGCAGUUGAUUUUGCUCAAAUACAGGAUUUGGAUGAUCUCAAAGAAUUUCUCUUUGGUCCAAAUGAAAAAUCAUUAUACAUAGGUCAUUUUAAAGGCACAAUACUUAAUGUGGAUGCCAGUAUUCCAAUAGAUACUACUGCCAGCAAUCCACUCAUAUUUCGCAAAGGUAUACCAAGUACAGAUAUUUUAAUAUAUAAAGAAGAAAGUUCGUUUGAUUGUCUGUUUGUUUAUUAUUUAUGCAUUUGGGCCCUGUAGGAGUCAGUGCAGUCAAACUUUUCAUGAGGUCUUCUUCCAUCAAGGGACAGGUCGAGGGCUACUUAUAUUUCACAAAGCAUGGGUCUUCCGUCUGGAAACGUCCAUCUGUGUGCCCAACCAAUAAAAUUGCAGUAUUUAAUAGUAUAGAAGAACUACUUAACAGCGCUCUGUGAUCACAUAGAAGACACACGUCACCAUAGGUUUUCCUAGGCGGUGAUUCAAAUCUGGGGUGCAUUUAUCUCGAAAUCAUAUUGGUUGGCCGAAAAGCAAUAGGAAUUCAGCUCUUAAGACACCGGCUAAUCAAAAUUGCGUUUUUGCGAAAACAGUUAGGCAGGGAUUUUCAGAGGCGGGAAGUUCAAAUCUAGGAUUCAUUCACCCCACAUACCAUUGGUUGGCCCAAAGCCAAUAGAAAUCGAGUUUUCGGGAAAACGAAUAUCGCUUAAUGAUCGGAAGAAGGACAUCAGAAAUCUAAAGUCUAUUAAGCUCGACACCCUACUGGACCGCCCGUAACCUACUUGGUGGCCCAUGGCAAAUGCAAAUCGAGUUUUGUGGAAACUGGUUUCCUGGAGAUCGUCUGAGGAGGGAAUUUCGAAUGGGCAAGUCUGUCAGGCUCAAAAGUCUAUGCAUCAGCCACUAGCUCAUAUAUAUCGACCCCUUAGAUUGCUAAAGGCUCUAUUGCACAAAAUUCUUUCUGUCUGUCUUCUUUUGCGACCUAUCAGAAUUAGGCAUGUACCGAGCCCGAGCUUCUCGGGCUCGGUUGUUCCCGAGCUCGGUCAUUUCUGGGCUUGAUCAUUCCCGGGUUCGGUCCAUUUCCGAGCUCGAUCAUUCCCGGCUCGUUCGUUUCCGGGUUCGGUCCAUCCCCGGGAUCGGCCAUUCCCGGUGUACCGAUAGUUCCUGAUUCAGUCAUGG